AGCUCGUGGUCGCCUCUCCAUCGGAAUUUUUCGCUUUCGCUCGGCGCGGGGGUGGUGACGGUCAGUGAAAAACUUUUUCCAGCCAGGCCAGCCAAAAUCGCCGUCAGUCAGUCGUCAGCGGCCAUCAACUUCAGCGGCAGCAGCAGCAAGAAAAGAUUUUCCACGGCUCAACACGAUUUUCUUGACGAUUUUUUCAUGAUGUGUUGUCACCUGCUGCUGCUGUGUUGGUAGAAGAGAGACGGACUGAGUGAGCGAGGGGUGUGCGUGAGAGUGCGGGUGUGCGUAUGUGUGUGCUUACCUGACAGAAGAAGGGGAGCAAGAGGGGAAGAGAGGAAAAAGAAGAGUUUUGGUGUGUCAGAUCGUGGAGUGAAAACUGCUCUGCCAGGCCAGCAGCAGAAGAAAGCAAAAUUGUGACACGACACGGCUGGAAAUGUGGAAAUUUGGCUGGUUUUCCACCUGACACGGUUUUUGUGGGUAGCAACGAAAACGCACGGAAUUCGUCCAGGUUCGAGCCGUCGUCGGUCCGGCCAGGUGUAACGCGCCCGAGAAGUGGGGAAAAAAGUGGCCACGAAAAAAGAAAAACGCGAUACCUUUUUUGUGUUGGUAAUGUUUUAAGUUAGGCAGAAAAAAAAAGAAAAAAGUUCCGCAAAGAGCCCCCCAAAAGAAAAAAGGUUCCACUCGCCAUCGCAAUCCGCGUUCCGGAAGUCUGCCCGCGCCCCCGUUAAAGAUGGCCGCGACGACAGCCGCCGAGCUGCAGCAGCUCCAGGUUGAGAUCGAGCGGCUGAACCGGGAGCUGGACCAGGCCAGCAGUGAAAACAUCCAGUCGGCCAAGUACGGGCUCGGGCUGCUGGAGGAGAAGCAGGGUCUGCAGUCCAAGUGCGAGGAGCUGGAAGCGCUGUACGAGAAUGCACGGCACGAGCUGGAAAUCACGCAGGAGGCGCUGCAAAAAUUCCAAAAGACACAACAGGUCACCAACAAAAGUGGCAUCGAGCAGGAGGAUGCCCUGCUCAACGAGUCGGCCGCCAUGGAGACCUCCCUGAACCUGCAGAUCCUGGAGCUCGAGAGCGAAACGAAACAGCUGCGGCACGAGCUGGAGCGGGUCACGAACGAGCGGGACCGCAUGCUGCAGGAAAACUCCGAAAUCGGCCGGGACAAGUCCGGGGCGGAGGCGGAACGGGCCCGGCUCAAGGCCGAGCUCAAGGACAUGAAGUACAGGGAAACGCGAAUGCUCAGCGACUACAGCGAGCUGGAGGAGGAGAACAUCUCGCUGCAGAAGCAGGUGUCCAGCUUGCGGAGCUCGCAGGUGGAAUUUGAAGGUGCCAAACACGAAAUCCGACGGCUCAGCGAAGAAAUCGAGUUGCUCAACUCGCAGGUGGAGGAACUGGCCAGCUUGAAGAAGAUCGCCGAGAAGCAGAUGGAGGACGCGCUGACCGCGUUGCAAAUUGAGCGCGAGACCAAGUACGCGCUCAAGAAGGAGCUUGAUACACAUAUCAAUCGGGAAUCGAUGUACAACAUUAGCAAUCUGGCAAUCAGUAUACGGGGAAUGGAGGAGAGCACGCUCAACAGCAGCGACUGCGAGGACGAAAUGCCCACGCUCAAGGACUCGACGCUGAAGCGGCUAGAGACGCUGGAGGCGGAAACGGCCGACCUCAAGUCGCCGGACGGCACCAAGGUCGACCUGUUCUCCGAGAUCCAUCUGAACGAGCUGAAGAAGCUCGAGAAGCAGUUGGAGCUGAUCGAGAACGAGAAGAUCUGCCUGACGGCGAACCUGCGCGACGCCCAGCAGAACCUGGACAAGAGCCAGAACGAGAUGCAGAACUUUAUGGCGAAGCUGACGCUGCUGGCGGCCCACGUGGACGCGCUGCAGAACCUCAAGAAGCAGAUCGCCGCCGAGGACAAGUUUGCCAACGUAUCCAACAACAAGGACAAGGUGAUGAACGACAAGCUGAACGAGGCGAUCCUGCAGUACUCGAACUGGUUCACGCUCAGCUCGAAGGAGAUCGACACGCUGAAGGCCGACCUGGUCGAGCUGCAGAAGGGUCUCAACUGCUCGGACGCGAUGGCCGUGCUGCGCAACGAAAUCACCAAUUUGAAGAACAAGUUGCUGUCUUCGGAGCAGAAAUCGUUGGACCUGCACAGUGACGUCCAGGUUCUCACGACCCUGUCGCAGAACGCCGGCCAAAGCCUGAACUCGACCCGCAGCAAUCUGGUUUCGCUCAGCGACGACCUCGCCCAGCUGUACCAUCUGGUGUGCACCGUCAACGGCGAAACGCCGAACCGCGUCCUGCUCGACCACAAGAACGACGAUCUGAGCUUCGACAACGACUCGCUGUCCGCGAUCCAGUCCCAGCUCAAGUCCGACAUCCUCACCUCGAGGCCGCACGUGUUCGAGGACCUGCAGGCGCUGAGCGACGCCGUAGAGAUCAAGAAGUACGUCGACACGAUCAGCGACCAGAUCAAGUACCUCAAGACGGCCGUCGAGCACACGAUCGAGCUGAACAAGGACAAGGUGUCGGACGUGGCCGCCGGCGACAAGGACGCCAAGGAGGAGAUCGCCGACCUGCACGAGCAGAUCAUCAAGCUGAAGAGUCUGCUGUCGACGAAGCGCGAACAGAUCGCCACCCUGCGGACGGUGCUCAAGUCGAACAAGAACACGGCCGAGGUGGCACUCACCAACCUCAAGUCCAAGUACGAGAACGAGAAGCUGGUCGUGAGCGACACCAUGUCCAAGCUGCGCAACGAGCUGAGGAUCCUGAAGGAGGACGCCGCCACCUUCUCCAGUCUGCGGGCGAUGUUUGCCGCCCGCUGCGAGGAGUACGUGACGCAGGUCGAUGAGCUGACGCACCAGCUGUCGGCCGCCGAGGAAGAGAAAAAGACUCUGAACCAGCUGCUGCGGCUGGCGGUGCAGCAGAAGCUGGGGCUCACCCAGAAGCUCGAGGAGCUGGAGAUGGAUCGCGAGAUGCGCCACGUGCGGCGACCGGCGAUGCCGGCCCGAGGUGGUGGCAAGUCCGCCUUCUCGCGGGGUGUCCCCGCCCGCAGCAGCAACCAGAACCCGAACAACAGCAACGCCGGCAGCGGCGGCGGCGCCAACAAUCCGAACCAGGCAUUCUUCUAACAUAAGGUGAGCGUGCAGCGUAAGAUCCUAGCCUUCCUCUACACACUGCUGAAGAUGUAAACGGUCCAUCGUCCAAGGAAAAAACACAAACAAAAAUUUUCUCAUCCAUCCAUCCAAGCAAACGAGAGAGAGAGAGCGAGACGUUUCGGUUUUUCCUGUUUGAUUGUUCGUUCGUUAGGUUUUUCUUUUCUUGUCUCUCGUUGCGCGAUUCUACGUUGUUGGCCGGAGCCGGAGUUGUCCAGAAAAAAAACGGACCGGCACAUGUGUUUCACCUGCGCCUCCUUUUUGUACUAUACACAAGCCGUUAUACCUAUGAAACCAGGACUAAUCAUGAAUGCGAGAGCGAUGUGUGAUGUGAGGCAUAUAUUUUUAAAUAAUAUUUGUAAGCUAAGCUGCGGUGCGGUGUCCCGUUUUGCCCCACCUAGACAGAGGGGCAAAGCAAGGACGGGACGCACGCAGGCAAAAAAAAGACGAGGUCGGACGAGUGUGUGAAAGUAUAUAUCGUUAAAUUAUUUUGAUAAGAUUAUAAUAUAUUGUAACACGAGACACGGCGCGACGCGGUGUGACUAACCACAGGCAAGGAAAAUUUAACCAAUUACACAGAAACACACACACACAUGCAUCAUUAUUAUUUUUCUCUUUUUUUUGGGUUAAGCUAAAAAAGGGGAAGAUUAAUGAAAACGACAAGCUGUACGCGCUGCAAGCAAAACAUUAUUAUAACUUUUUAAUGGUACCGAGCGUAGUCGGACAAAAACACACAGACACAGACAGACUCGUAUGUAGAAAAACAAACAAACACAAAAUAUUUCUUGUUAGGAAACAAACAAUUUAUUGUCAAACAAUAACGUUACAAUGAUGAAAUUUGCAAAAUUGUAGAUAUUUUUUUUUCUUUUUGUCUUCUUGUGCAAUAAAAGUUUUUUGUUUUACAAAUGAUUUUAGAGGGUUUUUUUUCGUUUUAAAAUUAUCAGUUUUUUGCUGGUAAAAUUAUCGAUUGGUACAAGCAGAGAAUAUAAAAAAUACUGGUGCGAAGCGACGAGCAGCUGUCCGUCGAUCGCAAAGCUCCUAUUUUCUAACAUCGGACCAAAUCUUUUGUAGGGCGCGUCCGAGCGACGCGAUUCAGAUCGUAGAGGAAACAAAACAUUAGCAUGUCAGUAAAAUUUGCUCCGUUUUUGCUACUUUUUGCAACUCAAUUUUGAAUGCCAACUGGAGCGGUAGAUUUUGAGUAGAAAAAUUAGAGGCAAAAGGAGCCGAAUGUCGUCGAUUUGCUCACAUUUUUAAGUUUUCAAAAUUAUUUUCGGCGCAUUCGGAAAAUGGUUUAAUUAGCUUUUUGAUGCAACUCAAUUGGAACUAUUCCCAUGUUUGUAGAAAUGCGUAUAAUAAAUAAAAAAAUAGCAAAGAUGCAGAAAUUUUUACUCUUUAGUUCGAAAUGGUACGGAAACGUGAUUUUAUCCUAGAGAGAGAGAAUCAAUUUUGCACGAAAGAGAGAAUUUUUGCAAGAUUGCAAAAAAUUUCGCUCUCUUGAAAAGUUGUUUAAAAAAAAAGUACGGAAACGUAAAUCUUCCGGAGAGAGAAUAUUCGCAAAUACUACAACGCAACGCAAUUCUUCAAAACUGAGAGAAAGCACUUUUCUCUCAUUGGAAUUGUGAGAAUAUUAAUCUUGCUUUCAAAAAGUAACUUAACUGCGUUCCACCAGAAAGAGAGAAUAAAAUCCUCUUAAAAUCUGAGAGAGAGAGAUCUACUCCUUCUUUCCCAAAAAUCUCAAAAUGCAGUAAAUCAUCUUAAACUGAGAGAGAAAACUACCACCUUUCUCUCAGUGAAAAUCUCUGAAUUCAAAUUGAGAGAGAAUUUUUCUUGAACUGAGAGAAAAUUUAUACCUUUUCUCAGCUAUUUUGCAAGAGAGUAUUGGGAGGAGAUUCUGAUCGAGAGAGUGACUAGCUUACUAAAAAAAAGCUGCGUUAUAACAAGCCAUUUGGAGAGCGAGAAUACUGGUUGAAUAAAACUGAGAGAGAACAUUUUUGCAAACUUUUUAUCGGCGAAAAUACUCAAAAUCCGAAUAGGACGUAAUUCUAUUAAAUAUAGAGAUAACUUUCACCAUUAGCAGAAUGCAAUUUUGCCAGGAAGAAUAAAAAUCAUGCACUCCAAAUUCGAUCGAGGAAAAGAUUUAAAUUUCUGAGAGAAUGUUUGCCUCGAAUGAGAGAGAGUUUUUCUCUCGGUGUAAAUUAGCAAAAGUGAGAAAAUGAGAAAAUCCUUCUCUCUCUCUCUCUAUCUCUCUCAGUUACGGAAACGCAGUUACGCUGGAGAGAAGAUUAUUAUCUUUUCUCAAAAUGUGAUCGAGGUAUUUUUCUCUUUGUAUAAAUUGGCAAAAGAGAGAAAAUUAGAAAUUUGUUCUCUCUCUCUCAGUUACGAAAACGCAAUUUUGCUUGAGAGAUGAUUGUUUUCUUCUCUCAAAAUUUUCUCGCUCUUAUGUUCGCAAUUCUGCAAGUGCGGGAAUAGUUUCAAAGAGUUUUUAUGUUGAUAAAAAAAGUGCAUAAUUUUCGUACGAGUAGCUUUUUAAACUGCAACCAAGCAAGCAAGCCUGCUCUAGAUAACAACAGUAGUAUGUAACUCAACUAUCGUAGACACACUCAAAAAAUCACGUAGCUUAGUUUGUUCUCAGUGGGCUCAACACUGUUGAACACUUAAAGGAAAAAAAGGUAAAGACUAUUCCUUGGAAAUAAAAUGCGAGCUUUUUACGCGGUUGUUUUGCUGUAUUUUAGAAUCGUUAAGAUCCGAUCCGGUUAGAAAGUAAAACAUUAAAUCGAAUAAUUUUACCACUCUUUUGUUUUGGUUUUCGAUUUAUGUUUGUUAAUCAAAGAAAGUAAAAGUAACUAAAUGUGUCACAAAGCAACAAAUACCGAAAGAAUUUAGUGUGUCAAACAUCGUUACAAAAAAAAAAAGUUACACAAGCAAAGCAUCACAAUUCUGUCCUUACUUUAAAAAGAAGAAAGAAAAAAGUUGUAUUUUUUCUAUAUCAGAAACAAAAACGUUAAGUGAAACUAAUCAGAAGCGUCCAAAAAAUUAAACUGAAACAAAGAAACAAAUUAAAAGUAAUAAAUUUCCGACUAAGAGCUAGGAGUAUAAACAAAGAACAAAUUUAUCUGUGUGAAGUGAAACCAAUUGAAGAAGAAACAAUAAGUGUGAAUUAGGAAGCAAGGUCAGAAAAACGAAGGAAAUCACCGAGCCAUUUAUUUAUUUUAAUUGAAUUGUGAAAAUCAGUGGAAAGCGAAUAAAAAACAGCGAACUGGCCACACCAAGCCAACGGUGCGGUUCGUCGCUUUCCAGCAGAAAAACAAAAUCAACCAAUAAAAUAACGAAAAUAAUGUUAAUCACCGUCCCUUUUUACGAGAUCGAAGUAAAAGUAAAACUCAAAAACCAAACUUGCGAGAGAAAGUGUGCGCAAUCUGAAACAUUUGUGUAAGUAGCAAAAUCAGCACCAAAACCAUCCAAAAUGUUCUGUGUAAAUUAAUGCUCGUUGAUUAUUGAAUUAGACUUAAACAAAACAAAAAGUACCAUCCUUAAAAAUAUCAUGUGUGAAAACGAUCAAUUGUUUGCGUUAAUUUUGAGCUUCUUUGAAAGGUCUACCCUGAUGAAGAUCACGGGGGCGCCGAAACGUCAACAAUAUGUUCGGUGAGCUUUUUUAAGUUUCGCUUGUUGUGAGCUUUUUACACCAACCAACCAACCAAACCAACAAAGCUUGUGUAGAAAUCGUGUGGAAAGAAAGGCUUGUAAAAAUAUUGUUUUUUCUUUCCAAGGAAAAUGUCGUCAAACUUUCUACUUUCUAGAGAGAGAGAGCGGUUUUAGUAGCGAUAACCUACUGAGAUAGUCGUAGCCACACAGUUAAAAAAAAGUAUCAAAAUAACCCGAUUGGCCAUUACCUAGUACAUUUCUCGCCAAGUAGAAAAUAUUUCCCCACUUUUACUUCUACUAACUAGCAUUUCGAGAAAAAUCUACCUUAAAAGCAGUUUAAAAACGAAAUGAGAUUCCUUUUGUAGAUACAGCUUAGCAAUUGUCUUAACUAAUGGAAAGUAUGAGAUUAUCCAAAACGUCCUUCCCCUUUCUUUGCAAACAAAUAAAAAAGUCCAUCUCUGUUAACAUUAAAAAACGAGUUACUGAUUAGAGUCAAGUUUCGAAGUUUUGAACAAGCGUAGCGUGUAAGAAAGCCAAAACACACACAGAUUAUGUAAUUGUUUAAACCAAUUCACAGAAAAUAGAAACUAUCCAACCAAUAACAUUAAAAAAAUAGUAGACGUUAUGCAUGUUUUUCAACCAACACAAACUUAUUCGCAAAACAAAAAGAUAGAGAAAACAAACGCCCACAAAGAACUGAGCAAAAAAAAAACAAAAAAAAAACACGAUAACGAUUAAUCCCCCACCCUCUUAAACAAACCAACCCAAAGGUUGAACAAAACUGAAAUUAAUACACACACAAACCGAAAGAAGAGAUAUUCUAAAGACGAUUGAUCCUCACCUGAGACAAAAGAGACGGUUCUCGAAAAGGUUAAGUUUUGCACGCUGCUAAAAUUAUCAUUAUCGUAGGUAUAUUAUUGAAAACACAUACCGAAAGUUUGAUUGAUUUUCGAGCUGUUCGUUUUUAGGUGUAUUUGGUUAACUCUAUUAACUAUUGUUAGUGUAAAGCCGUACACGAGCUUGUAGUGUUCGUUAAAAAAAAAGCAAUUCUAAGUUUGGCAGCAACGCAACGUUCUACCCCUCGCUACUCCACUUCCCUAAAAUAUGCAGUCACAGAGAGAGAAAAAAAAUGAGUGUGCGUGUGUGGCGAAUAAAUAUAUCAUUUGCUAACUUAUAUUAAUUUAUUGUAUCUCAUUAAAAAUGAACGUAAUGUGUAAUAAUGGAACAGAAAAAAAAGAUGGAGCAGAAGAAGAAAGUAAAACCAAUAUAUUGUAAAAGUCUUACACACACAGAGAGAGAAAAUGAAAAGUAAACUUAAAAGUGAUAAAAGAA
Molecule: messenger RNA, 8113 nt
Organism: Culex quinquefasciatus (southern house mosquito)
Lineage: Eukaryota; Metazoa; Arthropoda; Insecta; Diptera; Culicidae
Gene: BicD
Product: protein bicaudal D
Exons: 10
Coding region: 728-3115 (795 amino acids)
Biological process (GO): regulation of microtubule cytoskeleton organization; microtubule anchoring at microtubule organizing center; protein localization to organelle
Cellular component (GO): Golgi apparatus; cytosol
Molecular function (GO): dynein complex binding; dynactin binding; cytoskeletal adaptor activity
Source: RefSeq, a predicted model, not a curated record